AUGAAACGAAGAGCAUUAGUUUUACCGUGUCGAAUGGUAGUUCGGAUAUUUCGAAGAAGCCUGCGACUGCGGCAUCAGGAGAUCGCGGAGCUCUCCUCUAAAAGAAGGAGCUCCGCGCAAGAAAGGGCACGCAAACGUACCCCUGGGCCCGCCGUGGUGUUGUCCGCCGGGGGUGGCGGUGGCAGUGGGGGUGGAGGUGGGUGCAGACGGCGUGACUUGGAACGACGCGGGGCUGGCGGUCGGGAGGCCCCGUGCCUUGCCACCAUCAGCUCCCCUGUUGCUGGGAGCGCAGGGGGCUGUGGCCCUGUUGUGGGGCUACCCUCCUAUAAAAAGCGUCAAGGUAGCGGUGCCGCCUGGGGUCGAAGUAGUCGUGGACGUGACAGAGGUCGCGGGGGCGGCGCGAACCUAUUCGGUUCAGGCGUCGCCCCCGCGAAUUACGCUCCAGGACUGCCGGGUGUAGCGCCUGAGCUACGGGAAGUCGUGAAUAUUCUUGGCGAGAGGAACCAAGUUGGCACACUCACCGGCGUGGGACCACCGCCGGGGACCUUGGACAACGAUGGCCAAGGAGACGAAGAAGAAGGCACCUCCACGAAACGACCACCCAGAUCCCUCUACAGAAGGCUGAUCAAUUACAUUCGCCAAGCUUGGACCGGUGUGAAAUUCGCUCUUGACUCGGAAUACGAGGAGGAACAAACGCCUCGAUACAGACCGGAUUCUCUGGCGAGCCUUUGUCGAGCCACGGGAUUCACCGAGGCCGAGCUGAAGAGAAUAUAUCGUGGCUUCAAGGCAGAAUGUCCCACGGGAGUCGUCAGGGAGGAAACUUUCAAGUACAUCUUCUCACAGUUUUUUCCGCAAGGUGCCAAUACUAGUCAGUACGCGCAUUAUGUUUUCAACACCCUGGACCAGGAUCAUAGUGGCAUCCUCAGUUUUGAGGAUUUCGUUAUCGGCCUUAGUAUAUUGUCCCGUGGUUCCAUCGAUGAGAAACUACGCUGGACAUUUUCCCUCUACGACAUCAAUGGCGACGGGUGUAUCACGAGGGAAGAAAUGACGGAUAUCGUGACAGCCGUAUACGAACUGAUGGGGAAAUUUGCUGAUCCGAAUUUGGAUCACCAGGGCGUACGCGAGAAAGUAGAUCGAAUGUUCCAGAAAAUGGACGGGAACAAGGACGGAGUCGUGACUCUGUCCGAGUUUUUGGAAGCUUGUCGUGCGGAUCCGGAUAUUUCAACGAGUAUGACAGCUCUGGACACGGCCAUCUGACACCCGGCGCGA
Colletes gigas is the source of this 1269-nucleotide messenger RNA. RefSeq names its product Kv channel-interacting protein 4-like. The transcript is spliced from 7 exons. Gene Ontology annotation, molecular function: calcium ion binding. Bases 1 to 1257 code for a protein of 418 amino acids. The record is from RefSeq and is a predicted model, not a curated record. Lineage: Eukaryota; Metazoa; Arthropoda; Insecta; Hymenoptera; Colletidae.